AUGGCUGCGCCUAUUAUGACGGAGGAAGAGAGGACGCGCGCCUCUUUUCUGAUCAACCCAAUGAUGGAUACGACAACAUCCAAAACUGUAGUCGUCCAGGUCCUCAAGACCUUCAACAGCGAGGAGUCCAGGACAAUUUGUGCAACUGAUUGCUUUAACAAUCACAUCACUUUAGAAUGGCCGUUCCCUGAUUUUAAUAUGGGAGGUGAGGCAAUAUAUCCGGGCACACUUCUGAAGCUGGAUAAUACAGAGGUCCAGAAAAAUUUGGCCGAAAAGGUAAUUUUUGUUGAUGACACUACUGUUGUAAAACAUCUUGGAGGAACCACAAAGAGAAGCGAGUUUUAUGAAAUGUGCCAAAAAGCACGUCAAGAAGAUAAGUAAGUUACGAUUUGUAUAAUACAAGAUUUUUAGGAAUACGGAGACGGUUAUCAUUCUGAGAAUUUGGAAGAACAACAGACCUGCUGACGGAGGUCCGGAUAUGGUAAUAAAUGGAGCUGACAUGUUCAAAAGACCGAUUGUAAUAUAUGUAAAUGCACAUAAUAACGUCUCAAAGUUCUCGCCUCUACGAGAAGGACAUGUUUAUGAUCUUAAACCAAGAUCCGCCGAACAUCUUCGUAUUUUAGCUUCUUUGUUUUUGCCAAACGAGAAGGCCCUGUGUAUGCAGAGGGAUCGUCUAGAUCACGAAAGCUUUUUAAAAUGCUCAUGA
This is a messenger RNA of Bursaphelenchus xylophilus (pine wood nematode), 706 nucleotides long. NCBI's taxonomy places the organism in Eukaryota, Metazoa, Nematoda, Chromadorea, Rhabditida, Aphelenchoididae. The record is from the annotation of a GenBank genome assembly.